This is a messenger RNA of Anoplopoma fimbria (sablefish), 1948 nucleotides long. It is a transcript of the gene lcmt1, whose product is annotated as leucine carboxyl methyltransferase 1. The transcript is spliced from 11 exons. NCBI's taxonomy places the organism in Eukaryota, Metazoa, Chordata, Actinopteri, Perciformes, Anoplopomatidae. The record is from RefSeq and is a predicted model, not a curated record. Gene Ontology annotation, biological process: C-terminal protein methylation. Gene Ontology annotation, molecular function: protein C-terminal leucine carboxyl O-methyltransferase activity. Gene Ontology annotation, cellular component: cytosol. The coding region runs from base 296 to 1273 and encodes 325 amino acids.
ACACGUCUCUAACAGCGAGUUGUUAUUAGCCAGCAGAAUAUGACUCCCUCGUAAAAUAACCCUCAUUUUCAUCCAAUCCGUUCUUUCUUUACUACACAAAAGUAUUUGAGCAACCCGUCCAAGCUCACAGUAUCAUUCUUCUUCUCUCCCGUUUUGUUAAAUAAACCUUAACCUGUCAAAAUUGACUUAGCCCGUUAGCUUCUCUGAGCUAACCAGUGGAGAGCAGGUGGACGAGGGUGUGCAGCGCUUACAGUUUUAAUGUGGACAUAACAUAACGUCAGGACAAGGAUUAUUAAUGGCAGCCCGGCGACCCUUCACAGACAGUGACACCUCCGAUGAAGCAGUGAGGGCGACCUGUGACGAUGCAACCAUAUGCAAAAGGUUUGCUACCAGUAAAAGCUACUGGAAGGACCCCUAUCUCCAAUAUUUCGUAAGAUCUGUUGGGGAGCGGAAGGCUCCUGAAAUCAAUAGAGGUUACUAUGCCCGCGUUCAAGGAGUUAACCAUCUCCUUGAUGCGUUUAUAAGGAAAUCAGAGUGUGACUGUCAAGUAAUCAACCUGGGUGCUGGAAUGGACACCACCUUUUGGCGACUUAAGGAUAAAAACCUCAUGCCAAGGAAGUUCUUUGAAGUUGACUUUCCAACAGUUGUGGCCAGGAAAAUACACAAUAUCAAGACAAAACCGCCCCUGUCCAAACCCCUCAUCGAAACCCACUCAACAGACUCCUUACUACUAGAUGCCCACAGCCUCGACUCGGACCGUUACUGUAUCAUCGGGGCAGACCUCAGAGACAUCUCCAGCUUGGAUGAAAAACUGAAGAAGUUCCAGCUUAAUCCAGAAUUACCUACAUUGCUCCUGUCAGAGUGUGUGCUGGUCUACAUGACGCCCUCCCAGUCCUCCAAUGUAGUUCACUGGGCUGCGGAAACCUUCCACACCGCCAUGUUCAUCAACUAUGAACAGGUGAACAUGAGCGAUCGAUUUGGCCAGGUGAUGAUCGAGAACCUGCAGCGUCGCCAGUGCACCCUGGCAGGAGUGGAGGCCUGUCAGUCUCUGGACUCUCAGAAGGAGCGGUUUCUGAAGACGGGCUGGGAGCAUGCUGAUGCUCUGGACAUGAUGACGGUCUACAGUAUGCUGCCCCAGGAUGACGUGGGAAGAAUUGAGCGUCUGGAGUUCCUGGAUGAGAGGGAGCUGUUGCAACAACUGCUUCAGCACUACAGUAUCUCCUGGGCCACCAAGGACAAACUCAAUCUGGGUCUGUCACAGUUGGCAUUUUGAGUGUGAAACUGCUCCACUGUUGGACAUGCUUUACACAUGCGAACGCCAAAAUCAACAACUGGAGAAGAAGUGGGAAGGGAGACAUUGGGAAAGAGGAAGCCCAUAUUCUCCCCCACGUCCCCCGUCAGGGAGCUGUCCCGGUGCAAAAACUCCCGACAUCAGCAGAAAGUGAUUGACGAGCGUCCUUAGUUACCACGUACACGUCGAAGAUGAGAGGUGAUCACGAUGAGUACUUUGAAGAGGUUUGUACCUCACAGUGGCACUGAACGUUUGAACGUAUUCAUUUGCUUAAAGAAAUUUCAGUCCAUUCACUUAAACAAACAUAUUAUUUCAAAAUCUGCUCACCUUCGUUGGAUAUUGAUUACACUAUUGUGUUUUCAGAUGUCCUUUUCUGUUUUUGAUGUGCCAUUUUGGUUUUAUUUAUGAAUCAACUGUACUUCCAGACUCAUUUUCGUACAAAACAUAGAAACAUGCAUGUGAUAGAACCAGUUUGAAACUGCAAGAAAAGCAUUAUUUUGCAACUCUUGGUUCAUUUACAUUUGCCCAUAAAAUGUUUUCUAUUCUUGAGCCUGGUUUUCAAACAGCAAAGAGGACAUGGGACAGAUAAGUUUGUGAUAGACUUUAUUUGAUGAAUGCCGUUCAGGUGCAGUUGAAUAAAAAUGUCCUUUUGUGUAA